GCGUGUAAUCACGAACGAAAAAAAUUCAAAAAUUAACAAUUAAAAAAACGAGAACUCUUUAUAAAUAAGUUAUAAAAUCAUCGACGACGACACGACACAUCAGAAUAAUCGUGUGCCUGUACGCGUAGUUUAAUAAUAACAAAAAUAAUAAAAUCAAAAUAAAAACGUACACUGAACGUACGUGAAUUUAGACAAAUUUUUACAAGACAUUGAAUCAAAAAAACUAUUUUUACAUUUUUUGUUUUACAUUAACGGUUCACUAAACCUUCGCUACUCUUCUUUUUUUUCCUUCGAGAAGAGUUGAUUACAUGUAAAAAUUCAACUAAAAAAGAUAAAGAAAAACAAGUUUUGACACAUCAUCAUUGAGACAACGGAUAAAUAUCACAAAAAUUGGAUUGAUUGGAAAUUCAGAGGUUUCUCUAAAACAAAAAAAAACUUCUAGAACACUGAUAAGAAGAUUAUGUCACUAAAUGUUUUUUGUGUGUUGUUGUUGUUUUACUAACAAAGCAACCACAAUGGCUUUUUAAAUAAUCAAUCUGGCACGAUAUGGUUCCAAAUCGAUCAAUUUUACUGGUUACUCUACCGAGUUUAGCGUUGAUCUUGGGCUUUGUCUGGCUAAGACGCAAGAAAUCUGGUGUACAUUGUGACACCGGUGGAAAUAAUAACAAGGGACGUUUAAAGGACAGCAUCGCUGCACCAUCUAACAACAACAAAACUGCCAAAUUAGCCUCCCCCAACAAGUUACAGGGCAUCCGCGAAGAGGUUUUCGAGGAGGAAAUUCACGCACAAGACCUCAAACGUAGUCAAUCGUUGCCUUGCGCCCCCCAGGGAUCCCCCUCACGUGACUCUGCCGAUCGGGUAACCGGAAAAUCGGCUCCAAUUGCGAUCGCCCCCAAUCCGCGCAGUCCCCCUAUUAAAGUUACGGAGACGCAACUCGAUAGCGAGAUUCUAAAACUCAAGUUGGAAGAGUCAGAUUACAAAAAUUUGCUCGCGAUCAAGGAAUUAGAGGACGAUUCCGAUACUGAGUCGCCUGUAGAUUUGCCAGGAACGAUUGAACGUCGUCGCCGCUAUCAAACUUCGUUCAACGCCAACGGUCCCGAACAACCGGUCGUCAUAAAAGCCAGCAUGACAGCCAAAGUUUCGCCCAAAGGCAGUUUCGCCGAGUCCAAUAACAACGGAAUCGUGCGCAACGACAGUCCCGUCGACGUAAAUGCCAACAAAGACGAGAAAAUUGGCGUCGAAGAGGAUCAUCACGAUGAAAAUGAGGCACGCAACACCCCUGUGGCAAGUCCCCCCUUGUCCUUGUGCAGCAUCCGAUCGACCGAUUCGGGCAAAGGAUCUUCGCCUCCCCACUCUGAGGGCGACGGCGGUGCCGUAACCUCCAUCUACGAAUUCGUUGUGCCAGUUAAUGCCGUGCCGCAGCUCAUUGGACGCAAGGGCAACUACGUGAACCAACUGAAAAGCAAGACAGGUGUCAAUUUGAUCGUGAAAAAACAUCCCACAAUUAACAAGCAGAAAAUUUGCUCCCUCGAAGGCACGCAAAAGGAAAUUGAUGCCGCACUGAAGAUGAUUCGUGCCAAGUUGCCGGAAAAACGAUAUCCCACAGUGACGUUGGAACGGGUCUUCUUGUCGCACCCCAACAGUGUCAUCCCCUUGCCUGCCAUCGAUACGAGCUUGUUGCACAUGCACCUCAUCGAGGGCAUCAACAACGACGUCGUCAUCAGUAGCAUCAUGUCGGGCGGGCACGUGUUCCUCCAGCAGCCGCUGCAUCCGUCGUACCCGCAACUAAAUGUCCUGCAAAUGUGCAUGAAUCAAAGCUACUCAGUGAUUGAGACACCAAACUUACUGCAAAAUAUUGUGGAAGAUGCGGUGUGUGCCGCGCCCAUUCUCGCACCCGACAACACCACAAACUGGUAUCGUGUACAAAUUAUUUCACAUAAUCCGGAGACGGAGACAUGUCUUGUAAAAUAUUUAGAUUAUGGCGGCUAUGUUAGUGUAUAUGCUAAAGAUUUAAGACAAAUUAGAACUGAUUUCAUGACGGUACCGUUUCAAGCAACCGAAUGUCUCUUGUCAAAUAUCAAACCAACUGGUUUGGAAUGGGUACCUGAAGCAAGUGAAGUACUUUAUAGUUUAACAUCAGGUAUUGUGUUACAAGCACAAGUCGCUGGAUAUUCCCAGGAUGGACUUCCAGAAGUGUAUUUAUAUGCUUGUUUCGCUAAGGAUAACGUAGUCUUUAUUAACCAAGAAUUAGUUGCUCGUGGACUCGCAGAAUGGGUACCAACACAACAACAACAAGAUGUUGUCUAAGUAUAAACGUUUUCUUUUCUUUUUUUUUUGUACAAGAAUCAUCAGCGAGAAAAAAGGAA
Messenger RNA from Culicoides brevitarsis, 2366 nucleotides. It is a transcript of the gene spoon, whose product is annotated as A-kinase anchor protein 1, mitochondrial. The record is from RefSeq and is a predicted model, not a curated record. The transcript is spliced from 4 exons. Gene Ontology annotation, molecular function: RNA binding. Bases 547 to 2307 code for a protein of 586 amino acids. NCBI's taxonomy places the organism in Eukaryota, Metazoa, Arthropoda, Insecta, Diptera, Ceratopogonidae.